UCACAUUUCAUCCGGGCUACAGGGGGAAAGAACAAAAGAAACAGAAAAUAAUCAAAAUUAGUCAACAAAAUAUAUCAUGUUAUCCCGCUCAGUUAGAGCCGAAACUCGAAGCAGAGCGAAAGAAGAUAUCAAACGUGUUAUUAAUGCAAUUGACAAAGUUAGAAAAUGGGAGAAAAGAUGGGUGACUAUAGGAGAUACAACCAUGAAGAUUUUUAAAUGGGUACCAGUCACUGCAUCUGAAACCAGUCAGGGUGGUGGUCUUAAAAGAACAAUAAAGGCAAGAGGUAAAACUGCUGGAAAGAAGACAGAAAACAAAGAAAAUACACCAUCUAAUGAUAGGAGCUUUUCUAGUCAAGGCCCCUCAAGUGUUUACACAGAUGAGAACACACAGCAGUCAACUAUGUCUCAACCUGAUAGUGAAUGUUCUGGGUUUAUUAAUGAAGAUUCUAACCAAUCUUAUGCUGAGAAUUCUAACAUGGCAUUUUCUCAAGUUGGAGAAGAUAGCAAUGAAUCAGAUCAGAAUAGAUCAACUGAUGUCAGACUAGCCAUGAGUAUGAUGCAUGAAGAAAAGAAAGAUACUAAUGAUUCCACUACAAGCAAAGAAUCAGAAGAAUCACCGAUCAAGAGACCAAAAGCGGAAUCAUCAUGAUGAACCCUUAUGUUAGACCAUCAUUUUAUCAUCAUAUUGUCUAAGUGAUUAAUAUUGUAAAUGCAGAUAUUUUUUGGGGGAUGUUAAAUUUGAUAAUUCAUAAGGAACAAUUUAAAGGGUUACAUUUUUCACUAAAGUUUCCAUCUAUACUGCCAAAAACAGUGUUGUAAAGAAUAAACCAUACACUCUUAAAUCAUUUGAAUAUGAAUGUUGUAGAAUAACGUGUAUUAAUUAUUAUUCAUGGGUUCCAAUUUUCAUGGAUAUCUUGGUUACAGGUGAACCACGAAUUUAAAUUUUCAAAGAAAUACAAAUUUUCUAAAAGUUUAUAUGAAGAAUUGGGCAAAACCAAGAAAUCAAGUAUCCAAGAAAAUGCAAAUAUUACUCAAUCCUCAAAAAUUGGUACCCAUGAAAUUAAAGGAAUCAAUGGAUCAGUUAUGUUAGAUGCUGAGUAAAAGGUAAUGUUAUUUGAGUAGCAGUUGACAUGAGAUCAUUCAUUUUGAUACUAGAAUAUGAAUAUGAUACUUAAGACUAGAAAACUGUGUUCAACAUUUUGUCAUAUUAUCUUAGAUUGAGUUGUUACAUAAGCAAUUUGUAAAUAUGAUGUUGUAUUAGUAAAAGUUAGUAGUAUAUA
This is a messenger RNA of Mytilus californianus (California mussel), 1280 nucleotides long. Its product is annotated as B-cell CLL/lymphoma 7 protein family member A-like. NCBI's taxonomy places the organism in Eukaryota, Metazoa, Mollusca, Bivalvia, Mytilida, Mytilidae. The record is from RefSeq and is a predicted model, not a curated record. Bases 77 to 649 code for a protein of 190 amino acids. The transcript has 6 exons.